Molecule: messenger RNA, 1344 nt
Organism: Talaromyces atroroseus
Lineage: Eukaryota; Fungi; Ascomycota; Eurotiomycetes; Eurotiales; Trichocomaceae
Exons: 4
Coding region: 1-1344 (447 amino acids)
Source: RefSeq, a predicted model, not a curated record
AUGCGAGAUGCUCUUCGCGGACGAAAAGAGCAGCCUAAAAGCGUGACCUUCUCUUUGGAGAAGGUUUCUGUUGCUGAAGAUAGUAAAAUACGUGAAGUUGAACCAGGAAAUAAUGAUAAAUCAAUCCAGAAACCGCUGCAUUCAUGGCCAUUCCCUGGUGACACGCAUACAAGGGCACGGGAGCUCAUCUACUUCAUGACUUCAGAAUCCGACUAUGUUUUUAGGCCGUUUCGUACUGUCUGGUUCUCAAUGGCCUUGACAGAUGCAACCGCCCUCCAACUAUGCCUAGCCAAUGCAGCCAUGUUCAUGGCACAAAGACGGCAGCCAGGAAUGUUUCAGUACGAUAAAUGCACAGAGGCAUUGGAAUAUUAUGGCAGAAGUCUUUGUCAGGUCACCAAGCGACUUGAGAACAGUAUUGAUUGUACUAGUACAGGUGUCCUUGUGACAGUUCUAGGAUUCAUUUGUCACGAUCUUUAUGUUGGAAUAUGGGAUCGUUGGGCAGCGCAUAUGAAUGGCCUGCGCCGAAUCAUACAACUUUGUGGGGGAUACAAGAAUAUCAGCCAUAACCUGACGCUCUGGGCAUCAUGGUAUGAUAUUCUGGGUUCUGCUAACCGCGAUACAUACCCUCAAUUCCCGGUGUUCAUGUGUGACAUUGAACCUUCGACAUAUCCUGUCACGCUACGGACUCCGCUAUUGCAACAAAUCGAACGUGUACUUUUUAACCAAAAGUUUAUACUCAACUGUUUGUGUAAGGUUCAAGGCAUUGCCAAUAUCAUCAAUAAUCAUUAUCAGAAUCCCGAUUUUUGGAGACGAGAAGACGACCUAAGCCCUCUCUACAUGCUAGGUCCUAUCACCCAUGAACUACUUUCGAUGCAUCGACUAGAUGUCGAAUGUGACUAUGAUUCCGAGGUUGUCUUUGACUCGACACAAAUUUCUCGCGAGAUACUACGGUUAUCGAUGCUCAUCCUUCUAGCUGCCUUGAAGACAAUGUACUCCUUUAUCGUCGAUGAGUCGGAGGAAUUGAAUAUCUUAUCGACCAAGUUCUCCAGACUUCUGACCCUAGACCGAUCAAGACCCUCUUUGCUAAAUAAGGAUGGGAUACUUCACACUCUCCAACUUCAACUAUGGGCUAUGCUCACCGUCGCUACUCUGCAACCACUUUCAGCAAGCCGCACGCUAUACGUGACAGAGAUUCGCAAAUGCAUGAACCUUCUAGGAAUGGUAUCAGCUACUGAUGCUUUCCAACUAGCCCGCGAUAUUGCUUGGAUUGAUGUUGUCGCAGGCACAACCUUGGGAAACGAGCCACUUAUCAAUGCAAUCAACAACGCGCCGCUGCUGACCUGA